Molecule: messenger RNA, 678 nt
Organism: Ogataea philodendri
Lineage: Eukaryota; Fungi; Ascomycota; Pichiomycetes; Pichiales; Pichiaceae
Exons: 1
Coding region: 1-678 (225 amino acids)
Source: RefSeq, a predicted model, not a curated record
AUGUUUGAUGAUAUAUCGUUACAAGAGGACGAUCUGGAGACGCUCGACCGCAAGCCCGUCGCAGUGGACCCGGACGAAAUCAACCACUAUGUGGACAUAGCCAACUUCAAGCUGCAUCGGUACCUCGACCGCCACAACGACAAGUUUAAGGACUUUUGGAAGCUCGACGAGAUACCCGAGAAAAACAACUUCUUCUACCACCACUUCCCAAAGGUGGCGACGAACCACGACAACGAGCACCAUGUGUCGAAUUUCGGCAUAUUCAUGGGCCAUUUUUACCUGGGGAGAUGGCUCCCCGACACGAUUCAAAAGCUUUUAUUUCCGUUAGAGCCUGUGGAGCGGAAACUGACCGCGAAAACGAUGCCCACCAUUGCUGAAUGCCGCCUUUGCGAGCGCCUGAAAGGCCAUUCGGUAUGGACGCGAACGGGCGAGUGGUUCUGCGUCGACGACACGGCAAAAUUGUCCCGCUCGGACGAGCUAGGACAAGCUUUUUUCCCCACAUAUAACGAUUUUUGCAAAUGGCGGAAAACCUAUGGCCAACGUCUGGAACAGAUGGAAAAACGCGCGUACGACACGCAGAACGUCGCGGCCGUGGAGCAGGAGCUCCUGCGCCUGGAAAAAAUGUGUUACGAAACCAAACUAGACCCUGCCAGUGUUCUCGCGGUGAAACGACGCUGA